This is a messenger RNA of Drosophila innubila, 431 nucleotides long. It is a transcript of the gene ubl, whose product is annotated as ubiquitin-like protein 5. The transcript is spliced from 3 exons. Gene Ontology annotation, cellular component: nucleus; cytoplasm. Gene Ontology annotation, biological process: protein modification process; mRNA splicing, via spliceosome. Gene Ontology annotation, molecular function: protein binding; protein tag activity. The coding region runs from base 101 to 322 and encodes 73 amino acids. The record is from RefSeq and is a predicted model, not a curated record. NCBI's taxonomy places the organism in Eukaryota, Metazoa, Arthropoda, Insecta, Diptera, Drosophilidae.
GAAACGCUAUGUAUCGAUAAAUUUGAUAUCGUCGGCAUGCGGCAAUCGAAUUGUAAUUAUUGUUGUUGCAUCGAACGGUGAAAAUAAAAUACUCAAAACAAUGAUUGAAAUAACUUGCAACGAUCGUCUGGGCAAAAAGGUGCGCGUCAAGUGCAAUCCCGACGACACCAUUGGCGACCUCAAGAAACUGAUUGCGGCUCAGACAGGAACAAAGCACGAGAAGAUUGUUCUGAAAAAGUGGUACACAAUCUACAAGGAUCCCAUUCGUCUAUCUGACUAUGAGAUUCACGAUGGCAUGAAUCUGGAGCUGUACUACCAAUAAUUUACUGGGACUAAACACCAGAUGAUGAAAUAUGAAACAUCUUUUUUACUCUCUGCUAUAAAAACAUUAUGUGUAGAUAUAAACAAUUAUAAAGUUUUUUAUUAACAAA